Messenger RNA from Physcomitrium patens, 1219 nucleotides. Its product is annotated as large ribosomal subunit protein uL11x. Gene Ontology annotation, cellular component: cytosolic large ribosomal subunit; ribosome. Gene Ontology annotation, molecular function: structural constituent of ribosome; large ribosomal subunit rRNA binding. Lineage: Eukaryota; Viridiplantae; Streptophyta; Bryopsida; Funariales; Funariaceae. The record is from RefSeq and is a predicted model, not a curated record. Gene Ontology annotation, biological process: translation.
UGUCUGGCAUCAACGCAUUCGGAAGAAUUUCACAGCGCUGAGCUGCCGCCUGUGGAGGAGGGUUUAGAAACUCGACGCAUUCGCCUGAGGUUCCGCUUCUCAACGACCUCACGAAACGGGUUAGAGAGAGAGAUUCAGGGUUUUUUUUCGCGACGCGUUUCGCGUUAGGAGUGGCGUUGGUUGCGGCGUUUCAUCCGCUGUCUUUCCACGACGAUGCUGUUCGUUUCUUCGCCCUUCAUCAGGUUAAGAUUUGGGAGGAAGCCCUAAAGCGGAGGUGGAAAUCCGAAGUUGUGCUUUUCGGACGAGACCGUCUGCCGCUGUCUCGCCCCUGCUACAGCCUCCUUCGUUCUCGCUUUCCCACCCCCCGCUCCUCUUGUCACCAUGCCUCCGAAACUAGACCCCUCUCAAAUCGUGGAGGUCUAUGUGCGCGUCACCGGAGGAGAAGUGGGUGCCGCCUCGUCGCUUGCGCCGAAGAUCGGACCCCUCGGGUUGUCUCCAAAGAAGGUCGGAGAAGAUAUCGCCAAGGAAACGGCGAGGGACUGGAAGGGUUUGAGAGUUACAGUGAAGCUUACGGUGCAGAACCGACAGGCUAAGGUAGCUGUUGUGCCGAGCGCUGCCGCUCUGGUGAUCAAGGCUCUGAAGGAGCCCGAGCGCGACAGGAAGAAGGUGAAGAACAUCAAGCACAACGGCAACAUCUCUCUGGAUGAUGUGAUCGAGAUCGCGAAGAUCAUGGCACCGAGGUCGAUGGCGAAGGAGUUGGCAGGCACGGUGAAGGAAAUUUUGGGAACAUGUGUGUCAGUAGGGUGCAGUGUGGACGGCAAAGACCCGAAGGACCUGCAAGCAGAGAUUGAUGAUGGUGAGGUAGAGAUUGCGUCGGCUUAGGGUGGAGAAGGUGUAUAAUCGGAACGGUUGCAAAUACAAGCAUGCGUUGCACACGAGAAGGUGUGGAUUGGUGGUGAGGGCGUGGUUUUGAAUGAGAUUGAUGUUGUGGGUGGUGGUGUGGCAUGUGAGUGUAUUGUGUGACGGAAGACGUGAAUGUUGCAAGUGGGGAGUAUGCAUGCAGAUGAUGAGUUGCAACGAGUGUAAGGGCUGGUGUAAAAACAGAAAGUGGUGGAAUGUAGUUGAGAUGAGAUUCGUUAGAAGUGAUUAGACCCUAUUCCUUGAAGUCGAGCACUCUUCUUUGUCAUCAAGUUGAAAUCAGCAGCAAUGUUUUGAAGUC